GUGUAACCCUUUGAGUGGAGCUCUGGCAGAGUUGUUUCCCUCCCCAGAAACAGUCCCCAUAGCAGGGGCUACGUGACAGGUAGGGCACUGCUGCCCGCUGACACCGCCGGCACCCCGGGCGCCCAGCCGCAGGCUACCAAGGGUCGGCGGAGGCAGCGAACAAACUCUCUCUCCAGAGGCAACCUAUAUUUAAAAUGCCAUCUUGUUCUUCCGACUGCUGCCUUUUACGUGCCGUUGAGGAUGUAAAAGUCUUUAGUGAAGAUGGAACAAGCAAAGUGGUCGAGAUUCUAGCAGACAUGACAGCCAGGGACCUCUGUCAGCUGCUCGUUUACAAAAGUCAUUGUGUGGAUGAUAACAGCUGGACUCUAGUGGAGCAUCACCCUCAUCUAGGAUUAGAGAGGUGCUUGGAAGAUCAUGAGCUUAUAGUUCAAGUUGAGUCCACAAUGGGAAGUGAAAGUAAAUUUUUGUUCAGGAAGAAUUACGCAAAAUAUGAAUUUUUUAAAAAUCCCAUGAAUUUCUUUCCAGAGCAAAUGGUUGCCUGGUGCCAGCAAACAAAUGGCAGUAUCCCACAGUCACAACUGUUGCAGAACUUUUUAAACUCCAGUAGCUGCCCUGAAAUUCAAGGUUUCUUGCAUGUGAAAGAGCUGGGUAGGAAAUCAUGGAAGAAAUUGUAUGUGUGUUUGAGGAGAUCAGGACUUUAUUGUUCUACAAAAGGAACUUCAAAGGAGCCAAGACACUUGCAAUUACUGGCUGACCUAGAAGACAGCAAUAUCUUCUCGUUGAUAGCAGGCAAGAAGUUGUACAAUGCACCUGCAGAGUUUGGAUUUUGUAUAAAGCCCAACAGAGUGAGAAAUGAAACUAAGGAGCUGCGGUUGUUGUGUGCUGAAGAUGAGCAAAGCAGAACGUGCUGGAUGACUGCCUUUCGACUCCUCAAGUAUGGAAUGCUACUGUAUCAGAAUUACAGAAUUCCCCAGCAGAGAAAAGCCAUGCUUCCACACUUUUCCACUCCAGUAAGAAGUGUUUCUGAAAACUCACUAGUAGCAAUGGAUUUUUCGGGGCAAAUAGGAAGAGAUCCUGCUGAAGCACAGAGUGCUGCCUUGGAAGAAGGACAUGCUUGGAGGAAACGUAGCACAAGAAUGAACAUCUUGGGUAGCCAAAGUCCACUCCAUCCUUCCACACUGAGUACAGUUAUUCAUAGGACACAGCACUGGUUUCACGGCAGAAUCUCUAGAGAAGAAUCUCACAGGAUUAUUAAGCAGCAAGGGCUUGUAGAUGGACUAUUUCUUCUCCGGGACAGCCAAAGCAAUCCAAAGGCAUUUGUACUUACACUGUGCCAUCAUCAAAAAAUAAAGCAUUUUCAAAUCUUGCCGUGUGAAGAUGAUGGACAGAUAUUUUUCAGCCUGGAUGAUGGGAACACCAAAUUCAGUGAUCUAAUCCAGCUUGUUGAAUUCUAUCAACUAAACAAAGGAGUCUUGCCCUGCAAACUCAAACACCACUGCAUUCGAGUGGCCUUAUGACCUCAAAUCUGACUCUCACUGAAGACUGGAUUUGCUAGAAGAGUAAUUGUAAGAGAACGUUGACACUGGGGAAUUGGCAGAUUUGUAAGUUGGUAAAAAUAAAUAAAAAUAUUAUGCACCUUGGGACUCUGAAAGGGAUGGAUUCGACAGGUGCCAACAGACCAAGAUUGCUGGUUUGUCUAACACCUAAGAGUGAUUGCUGCUGAGUGUCCCAGCAUCCCAAAAACGGGGGGAGGGUAUGUAAAACAAUGAGUAAAUUUGAAACAGAACUGGAAACUAUUCUGGCUGGGCCACUUAACAGGAACAAGUGUGAAGAGAAAUCUUUGAAAGAACUCUUGCCCUGGAAUAAUCUUGACAAUUAAGACUAGUGUGUUUACUUUUUGUAUUGAUCACUUUUUUUGCACUCCUACUUUGUUUCGGAUAUUGUAUGCAGCCUAUAUUAGGAGCUGAUGUGGCUUUUAAAAUUCAUGCAGGAGUUGGGUAUUAAUCUGCACCCUAAAAUGUAUGGAAUGCUUCAGCCUAAAAGAAUCUAGAAGAAAAUCAAGAAGUGUGUGUGUGUGCGCGCGCGUGUGUGUCUCAAAACUUCUCUGGAGACCUGAGGUUCGAUGAUCUGCAGAUGUCUUUGAAGAA
Molecule: messenger RNA, 2147 nt
Organism: Nestor notabilis (Kea)
Lineage: Eukaryota; Metazoa; Chordata; Aves; Psittaciformes; Psittacidae
Product: growth factor receptor-bound protein 10-like
Biological process (GO): negative regulation of Wnt signaling pathway; insulin receptor signaling pathway; negative regulation of insulin receptor signaling pathway
Molecular function (GO): insulin receptor binding
Source: RefSeq, a predicted model, not a curated record